Panicum hallii is the source of this 2145-nucleotide messenger RNA. RefSeq lists its product as uncharacterized. Bases 1 to 2145 code for a protein of 714 amino acids. Lineage: Eukaryota; Viridiplantae; Streptophyta; Magnoliopsida; Poales; Poaceae. The transcript has 3 exons. Gene Ontology annotation, molecular function: zinc ion binding; nucleic acid binding. The record is from RefSeq and is a predicted model, not a curated record.
AUGACAAGUCCUAGAGGAACACAAGAUGGAGACAAGAGUGAGGAGUUUGAAGAUAUUCCCAGCGAAAAGGAACAAGAGUCAUCUGAUGAUGAUCCCACAGCAGCACUUGAGCAGCUUUCAAGGCUCAAGAUAGGUUUUGAUGAUCCAGAAGAUCCCAACAAUCUCACUCCAAGAGACAUCCGCAGCAUACACCGCAAUGCUCAAGCCACAAGUGUUGUUCUAAGCUCAUUAAGUGCGGAAGAAUACAACAAAGUGAUUGGGUUGGAGAUAGCAAAAGAAAUUUGGGACACUCUUCAUAUUGCACAUGAAGGGGUUAGCAAGGUGAAGAAGUCCAAGAUUGAUCUAUUGAUGGCUCAACUUAAUAGGUUUGUGAUCAAGAAAGGAGAAGAGCCUCAAGAGAUGUUUGAUAGAUUGAUGGUAAUUGUUGGUAAGAUUAGAGGAUUGGGUGGAGAUGACUUGGAGGAUCAUCAUGUAGUGAAGGUGAUGUUGGAAGCAUUUGCACCAAGGAAUCCAACACUUGUCACAUUGAUUAGAGAGAAGAAGAGGUUUGAGCAGUUUUCUCCAAGUGAUGUACUUGGAAGGAUUCUAACUCAUGAGCUUAUGGAGAUGGAAAUACAACAAAGAAAGAAGUUUGGGGAGCUUGAAACCAAGAUGGAAAAUCUCAAGGUCAAGGAGGUAGCUCUCAAGGCAAACAAGUCAAGCAAAGCCUCUACUUCAAGUGUUUCAAGACCAGCAUCAAGCAAAGUUAAAGUAGAUGUCUCAUCAAGUGACUCAAGUGAUGAUGAAGAUGAUAGUGGGUCCUCCGGUGAAAUUGGAGAUGUUGCCUUGUUCAUGAGGAAGUACAAGAAAGUAUUGAAAAGAGAAGGCUACAUGUUCACAAAGAGAAAGUUUACCAACAAGAAGAAGAGAACAUGCUACAAGUGUGGAAGCACAGAGCAUCUCAUUGCCGAGUGUCCUCUUAACAAUGAAGAAGAAAAGAGACACAAAAAGAAGAGUUACAAGAGAGAAGAUAAGAACCGCAACAAGAAGAAGCAAAGUUACUCGGGUCAAGCUCACAUUGGUCAUGAAUGGGACUCACAUGAUGAAAGCUCAAGUGAAGAAGAAGGCAAGAAGAUUGCAACCAUUGCUAUCAAGAACAAGUCUUCUUCACCAAGGCUCUUCACCAACUUAACCGAUGAUGAGGACAACACCACUCCUUUUUGUCUUAUGGCAAAAGGAGAAAAGGUAAAACAAUCUAAACUUGAAACUAAGAGUACCCCACCACCUAGUGAUCUCUCAGACAUAGACUCUAGUGAUGAAUCUAGUGAUGAUGAAAUAAAUAACUUGGUUAGUAAAAUGGAUAAAAAAUCUAGAAAUUUCAUAGCCAAGUUAGUAGAGGAACUAGAGAAGACUCAGGCCAUCCUUGUCAAGCAAGAGAAACUUUACAUCACUUGCAAGGAGAAUCUUGCUUCGGAGAGGAGUGAGGUGGAAGCCUUACGCUUGGAACUUGACCAAGCGGAGACUAUCCAAGCUACCCUAAAGGAUAACCUUAAUGCUCUCCAAGAAAAGAACAACGCCCUCAAAAACAGAAAUGAGGAGCUUGAGGAGCAAUAUAGCAUCCUUUGGGAUAGCACCAAACAUCUUCCGAAAGCAAGUGAGAUCUCUAGUGCCUCUACUAGCAAAGGUUGUGAUAGAUGUUAUAAAUUUGAUAUAAAUGCUUAUGCUACUAACCUUGCUAAUAUGGAAGCUAUGAAGAAGGAAAUAGCAAGACUCAACAAUAUCAUAGCUAGUGGAUGCAUGGAUGAUGCAAGCAAAAAAGCCAAAAAGAAAGAGACUAUUGGAGAAGUGCAGUCUGUGCAGACCAUGAAGGCUCCAGGACGCGGAGGCUCCGGGAAGAAGCCUGGAGGCUCCGGGGUUUGGAAGGAAAACAGGGUCAAGGCACAAUCUCAACCAAAGCAGCAAGCUUCUAAGGCAUCUAACACUCGUCUACAGGUUAAGGAGAAUCCAAUUGUGCCCAAGAGAAACAAGUAUGUCCACAAGUCCAAGACCCAUGCAUCCCAAGAGAGUACAUCUACUAGCUAUGUGUUGAGACGCAACAACCUUGGUAAAGUUGUUGCCACGUAUGUUGGAAAUCAGUCCAACAUAUAUGUGAAGAGAUCUCUAUGA